Prunus avium (sweet cherry) is the source of this 3465-nucleotide messenger RNA. Lineage: Eukaryota; Viridiplantae; Streptophyta; Magnoliopsida; Rosales; Rosaceae. The record is from RefSeq and is a predicted model, not a curated record.
AUGGCCUUAUUACAUGAGAGGAUGCUUAUUGAGCAACUCUCAUUGGUAAUAUUAAUGGUGGGAGUGUAUGUGAUGUUAGGGUCUGUAAUUACAACAACAGUAGCACAAGCCUUCCCUCAAGCCCUGCCUGGCUGCCCAGACAAGUGUGGCAAUCUCACAAUCCCAUACCCUUUUGGCAUUGGUGUUAAUUGCUACAUGGAAGGCUUUGACAUCACUUGCGACACAUCCACCGAAUCCCCAACAGCACUCUGGGGCAGCAGCAUCACUGUCACUGCCUUUUCCCUUGAUGAGGCUGAGAUGCAGGUACAGCAGUACAUAGCCCGAGAUUGUUACGACGAGCAGGGUAACAACACGAUUAACAACGACCCUUGGCUCAGUCUGCCGCCUCCUUUCACCAUCUCCGAUACCAAAAACAAGUUCAUUGCUGUUGGUUGUGACACGUUAGCACUUUUCCAAGGUUUUCGUGGUGAAGAAAGCUACAUAACGGGGUGCAUGUCCUUUUGUGAUAGCCUUGGCAGCGUUGAUCAGGACAUUUGCUCCGGCGUUGGAUGCUGCCAAACGAACAUCCCCAGUGGGAUGAAAAAUCGCACCGUGCGAUUGACAAGCAUCAACAACCAUUCGGAUAUAUGGGGCUUUAACCCCUGCAGCUACGCCUUCAUUGUUGAAGAACGCGAGUUCAAAUUCUCCAAUAAAACUUUUGAACAACUUGAUAAAUUGGAAAAUGUUCCAAUGAUUUUGAAUUGGGCAAUUGGGGUUGAGGAAGACCCAUGUGAUGAAGCUCAAAAGAGGCAGGACUAUGUAUGCAAGGGAAAUAGCACGUGUGUCAACCCCAUCAAUCGGUCUGGUUACGUUUGCAAGUGCAACAAAGGUUACGAGGGCAACCCUUACCACCCAAAUGGUUGCCAAGAUAUUGAUGAGUGCAGCUUUCCAAAUAUUAAUCCCUGCACUAAUGGAACGUGCUUCAAUUUACCUGGAAGUCACACUUGUUUAUGCCCCACAGGGUACACAAUCGACAGUGUGAAUGGAACUAGUUGCUUAAAAAACCCUCCACAGGGUACACAAUCGACAUCAAAUAAUAAUUCCCUGAAAAUUUCAGUAGGAGUCAUUGCGGCCUUCUUUGUUCUACUGGUUGUAUUUUUUUGCCUGUACUGCAGAAUGAAGAGAAGACAGCUCAAGAAACAAGAAGACAAGUUCUUUAAACAAAAUGGUGGCUUAUUUUUACGACAACAGUUGGCUAGUUACAAUGGAUCCGUGGAUGCGGCCACAAUCUUUACUGAAGAAGAACUGAAGAAGGCCACAAACAAUUACAAUGAAGAGAGUAAAAUUGGUGAAGAUGGCUAUGGAGUAGUUUACAACGGAAAUUUGUCCGCAGAUCAUCAUAACAAAGUGGUCGCCAUAAAAAAGCCCAAAGUUAAUUCCCCAAUUACUGGGACUCAGAGUCUAGAGUUUGUUAACGAGGUGAUUGUUCUUUCCCAAAUCCACCAUAAAAAUGUUGUGAGGCUCCUUGGCUGUUGUUUAGAGACUCAAACGCCUAUACUGGUUUACGAGUACAUUUCCCAUGGCACUCUUCAUGAUCACAUUCAUAGAAAAGACAACAAAUACCCACGACUUCCAUUGGACUUGCGGUUGAAGAUAGCAGCAGAUACUGCAGAAGCACUCUCAUACUUGCACCACUACACUGAGCCCCCAAUCAUACACCGAGAUGUUAAAGCAAUGAACAUACUACUAGACCAGAAGUACACCGCAAAAGUUGCGGGCUUUGGAGCUUCAAAAUUGGUUCCGGAUCAAGAUGAAGGAAAACUAUCAACUUUGGUGCAAGGGACACUCGGACACUUGAACCCUAAAUAUCUUCAGUCCCACAUACUACCAGAAAAGAGUGAUGUGUAUAGCUUCGGAGUUGUCCUGGUGGAGCUAAUCACAAGCCCAAAGGCAUUAUCCUCAAACAAAAACUCCGAGGUUGGCAGAAACCUAGAAAAAGUCUUUGUCCGCGCGAUGAAGGAGGGCUGCUUGGAUGAAAUUCUUAAUGCUGAAAUAGCCAAGGGAGGGGAAGGGUUUGAGAAAGUCAUUGAAACAGUGGCGGAUCUGGCAAAUAGAUGUUUAAGGUUAAGAGGGGAGGAAAGGCCUUCGAUGAAAGAAGUAGCGGCGGAGCUCAGGGGAUUAUUGAAAAUUAUUGGGAAGGAUUCAGAUGAGGGGAAGGCUGAUUUCAAACUAUCUCCCCAAGAGACCGACCAAGAGACCAAAUACUUGCUUGGGUCACCUGCUAAUUUCGUUGUGGAUAUAAGUAGUUUGGAGUACGAUCACAACAUGCAAACUCUAACGCAUCCAAAUGGUAAAGCCUUAUGUUUGUUUCAAUUCCAGUCAUCAGUGCCUCUUGAAAUAAAAAUUCCGGCAGCUACGGUGGCUGCUGUCGUCGGGGAAGGGACAGAACGGAGAGAGCACGAGACAACGGUUCUAACGAGACCGGUCUUUUCGCCGGAGGUGGCCGGACGCAGCGGCGGCUGGCCAAAAACCGUUCGAAUGAACAUGGUUGCCAUAAAGAAGUCCAAAAUUGGCGUCUCAACUCAGAAGGAGCAGUUUGUUAAUGAGAUGAUUGUUCUUUCUCAAAUCAACCAUAGAAAUGUGGUGAGGCUAUUGGGUUGCUGUUUAGAGACACCAGUGCCUUUACUAGUUUACGAGUUCAUCACCAAUGGCACUCUUUUUGAGCACAUUCAUAAUUCAAAGGACAAGGGAUCACCACUUUCAUGGGAAUUACGAUUGAAGAUAGCAGCAGAAACUGCAGGAGCACUAGCAUACUUGCACUCCUCUACUUCCAUGCCAAUCAUACACAGAGAUGUGAAAACAACUAACAUACUAUUAGAUGGGAAUUACAGAACAAAAGUGUCAGACUUUGGAGCUUCAAAAUUGAUUCCUCUGGAUCAAACUCAACUAACAACUUUAGUACAAGGGACACUCGGAUACUUAGACCCUGAGUACUUCUGUUCAAGUCAACUAAUAGAAAAGAGUGACGUUUACAGCUUUGGAGUUGUCCUUAUGGAGCUACUAACAAGCAAGGUGGCACUUUCUUUUGACAGGCCAGAGAAAGAGAGAAACCUAGCGAGCUUCUUUGUUUGGUCAAUGGAAGUGGAUCGCUUGAAUCAAAUUCUUGAUGAUGAAAUAGUCAAGGAGGGAAAUAUUGGGACAGUUAAAAACGUGGCCGAUCUCGCAAGAAGGUGUGUAAGGUUAAAAGGGGAGGAUAGGCCUACCAUGAAGGAAGUAGCAAUGGAGCUAGAGGGAAUGAGAAUUAUGGCAAAGCAUCCAUGGGGGAAAGCUGAUUGUCCAGAGGAGACCGAGUACUUGCUUGGGUCAGGUAAGUCAGACGCUUAUGUUGUGGAUGUUACAGCUGAUUGUGGUCAUCCUAGUGGUACAAAUAGUGGAUAUGACAGCAUGCAAAUCCAGAUGUUAAUGUCAUAUGGUGAUGGGCGAUAA